AUGGAGCAUCCAACGGGCAAUGAUGAAGGUCCUGAGUCGGGGAGCAAUUACAGAAAAUACGAAGUUCAUGAGGGUAUUAUCUUUUGUAUUGAGCUUUCCAAUGCAAUGUUCGAACGACCUGCUGAAUUGCACAACGUUCAACUUAUCGAAAUCUUGGAAACGCUUCUGGAACUUAUGUCACAAGUGAUUAUAACAUUGCCGGGAACGGGAAUUGGGUGCUUUUUCUACCAUUGCAAUCAUGAGAGUGCUCGAGGAGGUAUCUACGAAUUUCUGCCUUUGCUGGAUGUAAAUGUAAGAGCGAUGAAGAAACUGAACGACUUGAUAGAAGAUAUCAAAAAUGGGACCACAACGGUGGAGAAAGAGUUUCCUUUCGAUCAAAAGCAUGCGUCGUCUUUGGAAACAGUUUUCGUCUUGCUGCAAGAACAAUUUCUGCAACACAUACCAGGCCAAAAACCCUACAAUAAUAGAAAGAUAUUUCUGUUCACCGAUAACGAUAAACCGAAGGAGGCAAGUGAUUCUGAUGCGCGCCAGCGUCUACGGAAAGUAACUGAUGAUUUGGACGAUUCCUAUAUCAAUUUCACCACUUUUUUUAUAGGAACAGACGACAAACCCUUUGACGAAAGUUUCUACAGCGAUGUGCUCAAAUUUGGCUCCAAGAAAAAAGUCCUGGAUUCUGGCUACGAGUUUGAAGGCCCCAGUACAGCACCAAUUUCCGCCAAUUUGAUCAAAGCGCGCGCCUUGCGGAAAAAGGAGAUCAAACGGAUCCGCUUCCAAAGCCCAUUGAUUCUCGACGAGGCAAAAGACUUUGUUGUUUCUCUCAAGGGCUACACUGUCAUAUCGCAUGAAAGAACAGGAACGAAAUACAAACAAGUUUACGAUCACAACGGUCUACGCAAGGAAGUGCGUUCGCGACGGAAGUAUUUGAAUGCUAACACUGGAGAGGACGUUACCAGUUCAACCGCCAAAGUAUACAAAUUUGCAGAGGUUGACAUUGAGCUUUCCAAUGACGAGCUUCUUCAAAUAAACAAGGAUUUUUCGGAGCAGGAAUCUUUCCUGAAGCUCGUGGGCUUCAGGAGCUCUGCCAAAUGCCUAUUUUUCUACAAUAACAUUUCCAGUAGCGUAUUUGUAGUUCCAGAUGAAUCGAAAUAUGUGGGCUCUUUCAAAACUUUAGCUUCCCUUCAUCGAGUUCUCUCGAGGAAAAUGAAAUGCGCUAUUGUGUGGGGUAAACUCAAACACAAUUCUCACCCAUCAAUUUACGUCCUGAGUCCCUCCACUUAUCGGGAUCCAAAUGAGGGAUUCUAUCUCACCAGAGUACCGUUCGCAGAUGAGACAAGGAAAUUACCUACGUUACCGAAUUACGAAGAAGUCGCAAGCGGUAAGAACUAUGCACAGAUGUACAAAAUAUCCGAUACAUUGAUCAGUUAUUUUAGUCUCCGCCGCCCGUACAAACCCUCAGAGUUUUGCAAUCCAACUUUGCGUAAACACUUCCGAUUGCUACACGAUCAUUUGUUGCAAAUAGAGGUCAGUAAGAAUCCCGAUAAGGCGGAACAAUUAGUGAGCGAAGAUGACACACUCUUAAAAUUGCAGCAAGUGCACGACAAGAUUAUGGAAUCCGCGAAUUCAACAGAUCCUGAAAAAGCAAGACUCAGCAACUAUGUGAAAGCUUGGAAUAGCGUGUACAACAAGGAGUACAACCAGGAGCUUGAGCCUCUAGAAGGAUCCAAAAAGUCAAGAAAAAAGUAG
Lachancea lanzarotensis is the source of this 1743-nucleotide messenger RNA. It is a transcript of the gene YKU70, whose product is annotated as LALA0S07e02586g1_1. Gene Ontology annotation, molecular function: damaged DNA binding; double-stranded DNA binding; telomeric repeat DNA binding. The record is from RefSeq and is a predicted model, not a curated record. Gene Ontology annotation, cellular component: nucleus; Ku70:Ku80 complex. The coding region runs from base 1 to 1743 and encodes 580 amino acids. The transcript has a single exon. NCBI's taxonomy places the organism in Eukaryota, Fungi, Ascomycota, Saccharomycetes, Saccharomycetales, Saccharomycetaceae. Gene Ontology annotation, biological process: telomere maintenance; cellular response to gamma radiation; cellular response to X-ray.